GGGGGCUUUGCAGGGGGGAACCAGGAUCAUCAAUGUUUUUAAGAGAUUGAGAGCACCACAAUAGACUGUAUGCUCUGAUUGAUCUCCUUCCCGCCCAUCUCUGUAACUUUCUUGACACAGGAGGCAAGUCUACAGGUCAUGGCGAUGCAACAGUAUUUGCGUGUGAGGGAACAUCACCGCCAUCCUAUAACAGCUCUUGGCUACCAUGCAGCUCGACGUGAGUGCCUCACGGGCUUUGAGGAUGGAGUGAUCAAAUGGUGGGACAUGGAGAAUGGCCGCAUGUCCUUGUGCACCAAAGAGCAUGCUGGCCGGGUCACACAGUUCCUGUCCUGGGUACAGGCACGUCUCCUCUUCUCUGCCUCCAAUGAUAGUUCUGUGAUUGUAUGGGCUCCAGGAGGCACAGUUCUUGACCGUAUUCAGCUAGGCUACCCUAUCUUCACCUUGGCAAUCAGCCUGGCUCGCCACCUACUGCUAUGUGGGAGCAAGGGACGCCUGGUGGCCUUCCCCUUGGAUGAAAGGAGAGAGUCUGGACACAUAGUCAACCUGAGCGAGACCCUUUUGGACCAGACACACACAGACAUUGUGUCCUGCAUUGCCUGCUUAGACAGCCAUAUAUACACUGCAGGGUAUGACAAAAGGCUGCUGAUCUUUGACACAUAUCAGUCUCCAAGCAGGACAGGACUAACAACCAAGCACUGUAUCUCGCGUGCCCACAGCGCAGCCAUCACCCAUCUGCUGCUAGUGCGCCAGCAAGAAACCACACGAGUGCUAUCAGGUUCUUUUGACCAAACAGUUGGCAUCUGGUCCCAGGAUGGGCAGCUGAUCCAUCGCCUCGGUCCCUUCACUGGGAACAUUACUGCACUGUGCUAUGUGGCAACUGUUGGCACUGUCUGGAUUGCCAGUGGAACAUCCCAACCCACACUCUAUGAACUCCAGUCUGGGGAGAUAGUUUCACAAUUCAUAUCCACAUUUCGAGGCCAACAGAUGGAGGGGCUUGUUCUUCAGCAGCUUCUUAGCCUACCAGAUUCAAGGUAUGUGAUUGGUUCAGCAAAACCCCAGCAAAUGGUGGUCUGGCGCUACAGUGAGUUGGGAUGCCUGAUAGUGCUGCCUUGCAAACACCCCUUAGAGUGCAUAGCUUAUGCUAAGAAGGAGCCUGUUCUGCUCUUCAGUGGGGACAGCAGUGGGAUGCUACAGAAAUGGGAGAGAAGCUACAUAUCCCCCUUUAUCUACAGCAUGGAGUCCUUCCACAUCAGUGAAACCCAUCUGGAGCGGCGAGGCCCGUUUGCACAGCAGAAGGAGAAGAGCAGCAAGGAAGAGUUACGGCCUCGUCCACAUUCUCCUCAAAAAUGGAGAAAGGCCUCUAGUGGACACCAGAGUGGCUACAGCCCAUUCUGGACCACAGCAAAGGACACACCAAAAGAAAGCAUAGGCUUCAUGAGGGCCCUUUUCUCUGAGGAGCUGGAUAUUCUGGUGGUGUCAGCAACUAAUGGAAACAUUUAUCUGUGGGAGUUUGAGAGCUUCAUCACAAGCAUCAAGUCCCCUGAUCAGGGCCAAGGUUCCAGAACCCCAGGACCAGCCGAUGCCCAAGAUGAGAUGGCUCAGGAUCCUUCAAGCAAGUGUAUAGCAGGUUUUGCAUGCAAAACUGUGCUGUGUGGGCACACAGGCAUGGUGACAGCACUCACCUUGGCAGGCAGAGACUCCAUCAUCCAUUCCUCCUACUUACUCAGUGGAGGAUGGGAUGGAAGGCUGUGUCUCUGGGAUCUGCAGAACCGAUCCUUACAAAAUGAGUUUUCCAAUGUACUUGGGAACAAUGGGCCCAUCCUUGAUAUGACAUACUCCCCAAAGAGGAGAGAAUUUGCUUUAUCUUAUAGCACUGGCAGGAUUUUUAUCUAUGCUUUCAAUCCUCACUGUGCCAGUCUGGUAGUGCUGGCUGAACUUGGGCACCAAGCUAGUGUUGUAGCCUUGGCCUGGCAUCCAUUGGAGGACAAGUGGGUCAGUGGUUCUGAAGAUGGCUCCAUUCAGCUCUGGAGUGAAGAUGGGGGGUGCUGCAUGAAGAAUUUGAGAGCCCCCAGAGGGAUCACUUGCCUUUGCAUUGACCAGGCCAAUGGCUGCAUUGUUGCAGGGGUCCAUGACACCAUCAGGGUUUAUGACCUGCACUCUGGAGUGCAGGUACAAAGUCACACAGGGCAUCAGGACUCCAUCAAGGGUCUCAUCCAUGUCCCAGAAAUAGAACAGUAUGUGUCAGUCUCACUGGAUGGCACAGUGUGCAUGUGGAAGGCAUACCAUCAGACUAACCGAUGACCCCGGACAGGUGGUGACUUUUUCUUACGCUGCAAGUUAACAAGAACCUGGACAUUGGAAGUCUCAGAUUUAUUGUUACACCAGAACAUUUGAAAAAGCUGUGCAAAAUAGAAGCCAGAAAAUAUCUGGGUGGGACUUCGGUGGUCAAGGAUGUGGCUUCAUUGCUGUGAUGCUUCUUUUCCCUCCCUAUAGCUUCUAGCCCUGGUCCAUUUGCCUCUUCCUCCUUCUUUUUCUGUGAUUGUAAUCCAUGUAAAAAUUGAAAGCUACGUUUUUUGAAAACCUAAACUUUGCAGUGAGAAUGAAUUAUCAACACUAAACAAUUCCAGCAAGUCUUGCUGCUGCUUGCUCAUUCAGCCUAUGAGUUCCGCAUGCAUGUUGCCAGAUCUCUCCAUGAAGACACAGGCAGGUAGAGUUGUUGGCCUCCAGAUGGAGCCUGCAGUUCUCCCAAAAUUACAACUGACCUCCAAGCUACAGAGAUCAGUUCCCCUGGAGAAAAUAGAAGUUUUGGAGGGUGGACUCAAUGGCUUCACAUUUCUGCUGACCUCCCUCCUCAAACAACAUCCUCUCCAGGUUCUAGGAAUAUCCCAGCCCAGAGCUGGUAACCCUACAGCAGAGGUAUGUGGAAAACAGGACCUAAAGGAAGGCAGGCCCACUUAAGAUGGCCCACCUGGCCUCAUCCAGAGCUCAAAUCAUUUCCAUUGCAGCUCCUCCUCUGUGGAAUGAGCUCUCUGAAGAAGUAUGAAAAACCAUUAGUUGGAGAUAUUUAGAAGGUGCUGCAAUGCUUGCUUGUUUGCCAGGGUAUUGAUGGGAUAUGAGCAGCAGGCAUCUUUUAAGGGUGAAGGGGUAUCCGGGGUUUUUAUUUUAUUAGGUUUUAACUUGUAAUGCUUUAAUUACGGCUUGUAAGCCACCUUGAGCCAAGAGGAAAGGUGAGGUAUCAGUGUUUUAAUGUUUAAACAGUCAUUCCUCUGGCAAAGAGGGAGAACAUUUUAAAUUUCUGGGGCUGGCUGGCAGAAGAGUCUCACACAAAAUCUUGAUUUUGUACUGAAGUUGUUCUGAAUCUGAUACUCUGUGGUUACUUCUGCAUGCCUAAUUAGAUACUUGUAAA
This is a messenger RNA of Eublepharis macularius, 3406 nucleotides long. RefSeq lists its product as uncharacterized. Gene Ontology annotation, molecular function: protein binding. Lineage: Eukaryota; Metazoa; Chordata; Lepidosauria; Squamata; Eublepharidae. Gene Ontology annotation, cellular component: preribosome, large subunit precursor. The transcript is spliced from 19 exons. The record is from RefSeq and is a predicted model, not a curated record. The coding region runs from base 139 to 2301 and encodes 720 amino acids.